AUGCAAAAUUGUCCACCGGGAUGUUUUGCAAGUUGUUAUGCAAGUUCUCAAUGUCAGCAAGUUGCACCUCGAAUGAUUUGCAUUCAUGCAUGUUGCUGUCCAGCUACAAUGCCAAACAAUAAUAUUCCAGCAGUCAUCAAUCCUGGAAGCAUUAAUAUUAUCCCAAUUCCAGUACCAAUUACACCAAGUCAAUCGAAUAUUUUCAGUCUUUCAACAGCAUGUGAUGGAGGACCAGCCGUAGCAGCAUGUAUCAAUGGACUUUGUGGACAAGGCUUCUUCUGUAACAGUCGAGGUUUUUGCUGUCGUUGUGCUUCCGGAAAUUCUACCGGUCCAUGUAUCAAUAACUUAUGUCCAGCUGGCUACUCAUGCAAUGUCAAUAAUUAUUGUUGUCCACUUGGUUCCGGUGCUGUACUUGGUCCUUGCAUCAAUAAUCAAUGUCCGGCAGGUUAUACCUGUGGUGCAGGUAAUUUAUGCUACUCAGUUGUAAGAAGUGGCUUAAAAAAACGAAAAUAA
Molecule: messenger RNA, 513 nt
Organism: Brugia pahangi
Lineage: Eukaryota; Metazoa; Nematoda; Chromadorea; Rhabditida; Onchocercidae
Source: the annotation of a GenBank genome assembly